GCUAAAAGAUUUCCUUCAGAACCAUCUUGACCAGCACAAAAAACCAGCACAGCUCAGUAAUUUCGAAAGACAUGUUUUUGAAGCAUCGACUCAAUGUUAUGUUUGCAACAAGCAGCUGCAAGAUGAUAAAGUUGUCGAUCAUUGUCACUUGACUGGGAAAUUCCGAGGAGCUGCGCACAAUCGAUGCAAUCUCAAAAUGCGUUUACCUCAUAGACUUCCAAUCAUAUUUCAUAAUCUGAAAGGUUAUGAUGCUCAUUUACUAAUCAGAGGUCUAAAAACAGAUAAAAUUCAUAAAAUAAAUGUAAUACCGCAAAAUACUGAAAAGUAUAUUGCAAUAAUAAUGGAUGAUUUCAUCUUCUUGGACAGUUAUGCUUUUUUGCUAUCUAGUUUGGACACAUUAGCAAAUAAUUUAUCAACUGAAGAAAAGAAGAAAUUUUUGUGUCAAACCUUUUCCGAGGAUGAUUUACCAUAUAUUCUGAAUAAGGGAUCACUGCCUUAUGAAUACAUGGACUCUUGGGAAAGAUUUGAAGAAGAAAGUUUACCAUCUAUUGAUAAAUUUUUUUCGCAUCUGUCACUAAAAACAAUUGAUAAACAAUUGCACGAUAGAUUGCUCGAUAUAUGGGAGCAUUUUAAUUGUAAAAAUCUUGGGGACUUUCAUGAUAUUUAUCUUAAAGUUGAUGUUUUACUUCUUGCAGCUAUUUUUCAAAACUUUCGUGCGACUAGUUUGAAACAGUUUGGAUUAGAUCCUUGUCACUAUUUCUCAACCCCGGGACUAACAUGGGAUGCCUCCUUGAAGUUCACUGGUGUUGUGUUGGAUCUAUUGACUGAUAUUGACAUGGUUUUAAUGAUUGAGGAGGAAAUAAGGGGAGGAAUAUCUUGCUCUAUGUGCCGUUACGCAUGCGCUAAUAAUGAACUAUCAGAGAAAUUUGAUCCUAAUCAACCAAGCUCUUUUUUAACAUAUCUUGACGUUAACAAUCUCUACGGAUAUGCUCUUAGUGAUGUUCUGCCUUGUCGAAAAUUUGAAUGGGUUCCUCCUUACAUGUUUCAAAGUGUAAUUGAGGAAAUUUUGCAUUCUGAUUCUGACCGAAAAACUGGUUACAUUCUAGAGGUUGAUCUUGACUAUCCGUCAUGUUUACAUGAUCUUCAUAAUGAUUAUCCUUUGGCACCUGAAAGGAUAACUGUUGAAUAUGAACAGUUGAGUGGUUAUCAAAAAGAAAUUGUGAGCUUUUUAGAAGCUGCAGGCAUUAAGCGUUACAAAACUAAGAAACUUGUUCCGAAUUUGAUGAACAAAGAAAAUUAUGUUCUGCAUGAGAAAAAUCUUCGUUUCUACAUUGAGAAAGGUCUAGUUUUGAAAAAGAUUCAUCGCAUUAUUAGUUUUGAGCAAGAAGCUUGGCUCAAACCAUAUAUUGAAAUGUGCACAGAAAAUAGAAAAAAAGCUACAUCAUCAUUCGUUAAAGAUUUUUGGAAACUAAUGGUAAAUUCAUUGUAUGGAAAAAGCAUAGAAGAUAAAAGAAAACAUAGUAAAGUCAUAAUUGCUACGAAUGGAAAACAAGCAUUACAGCAAAUCAGGCAGCCAAUGUUUGAACAAUUUUACAUUCUAGACAAUGAUCUUGCAAUAAUCAAGUUGAGAAAGUUUGAAGUUAUUCUCGACAAACCGAUUUAUUUAGGGUUUACAGUCUUGGAACUAUCAAAGUUACACAUGUACAGACUACAUUAUGAUCAUUUCAAACCUAAAUAUGGAUCUAGAUUGUCUCUCAUCUACACUGACACCGACAGUUUUAUUUAUAAAAUACAAACAAAAGAUUUAUACAAUGACUUGCAAGAAUUCAAUUACCUUAUGGAUUUUUCUGAUUAUCCGCAAGCACACUUUUUGUACAGCAUUGAAAAUAAAAAGAAACUAGGAUAUUUGAAAGAUGAAAUGAAUGGGCAAAUAAUUGAUGAAGUAGUUGCAAUAAAAGCUAAACUUUAUGCUAUCAAAUAUGGUACAAAUAAAAAAAUGACUGCUAAGGGAGUGCAAAAAGCAAUUGUUAAAAGUGGGAUUUCAAUAGAGGAUUAUAAGGCUUGUCUUUUCGAAAAUGUGUUAUUGAAGCAUAAAAACUUUAGGUUACAGAGUAAACAUCAUGCUAUUUCUUCAGUAGAGAUAAAUAAACUAUCUUUUUCUCCACUUGAUGACAAGAGAUACAUUUUGGACGAUGCAGUUAGCACUUUAGCAUACGGGCAUUAUAGAAUUGUAAAAUAAGAAUAUACAAAAGCAAAUCAUGGCUCCAAGUAGCAAAGAAAUUUCACUUUUCUUCAAAAUUCAAGCUACGAAAAUUGAGUUUGAUAAAUUGUUCUUGACUUUGGCAAAGGAAUGGAUACAGCUUACUUUCAUUGAAGGACAAAAAUUGAAACAAAUGAAAAGUUUAUUUCUGGAAUUGCAUCAUGAUGAGCGAUGGUCAGAAAAAACAAAAGCUUAUUUCAAAAGAGUAGCUGCUGAUAUUGGUAAUAGGGAGGUUAUUUUCUUGCACGCAAAGCUGAGAAGAGAAAUAUCAAACGUGUAUAUUUGGUUGGAAAAUUGGAAAAAUUAUGAGAAAAAGAAUCAAAUUUAUAACAGGACGAGAGAAGAACAGCCAUGUAGUAGCGGUCUUGGUAGAAAGAAACGAAAAAACGAGCACUUUAUGCACUAUUUCUUGGAACAAGCCAGAUUAUCUAAAGAAGCGAGAGGAGAAACACUACCCAUGCAAUUAACUACUGAGCAGACGAUUGAAACUGUUGUGGAGUAUCUCUUGACACGAAACAAGUUUAUCUCAUGAUUAAACCAAUACAUUUUUUCUGUAUUUGUAUUUUCUAUUUAAU
Molecule: messenger RNA, 2835 nt
Organism: Tetranychus urticae (two-spotted spider mite)
Lineage: Eukaryota; Metazoa; Arthropoda; Arachnida; Trombidiformes; Tetranychidae
Source: RefSeq, a predicted model, not a curated record